AUGCCAAAGAUUAAACUGAACUUUCCCCUUAUUGAGUUUUUAAGAAACCGAAUUUACCUAGGAGCAUAUGAUUAUACUCCACCGGAUACGAACGAUUUGGUAUAUUUCACUGUAGAAGAUGCGUUGCCUUAUAAUGCUUUCCAUUUAGAUUUUGGUCCUUUGCAUAUUGGGAGCUUGUAUAGGUUUGCGGUAGUCUUGCAUAACAUUUUGAAUGAGGAAUCUAAUCAGGGAAAAGCCAUUGUUUUCUACAGUACCACAUCUCCUAAGGAGAGGGCUAAUGCCGCUUGCUUGCUUUGUUGCUAUAUGGUUUUGGUCCAAUCGUGGUCACCCCAUCAGGUAUUGCAACCAAUAUCCCAGAUCGAGCCUCCAUUGCAGGGCUUCCGUGAUGCCGGGUACUCGAAAGCAGAUUUCGAAAUAACCGUACAGGACAUAGUGUACGGUAUGUGGAGGGCUAAAGAAAGGGGAAUGUUAGACUUGACAAGCUUCAAUUUAGAGGAGUAUGAGCAAUAUGAAAGAGUCGACCAGGGUGACUUUAACGUUGUGUCCAAGGACUUCAUUGCCUUCGCAUCUCCACAACAAAGUAUGAGAGGAGGAAAGCCGGGCUCGCUUAAUGAACCUUUUAAGAAGGUCCUAAAUUAUUUCAUGCUUAAUAACGUACAAUUGGUGGUUAGAUUGAAUUCUCACUUAUAUGAUGCUAGCGAAUUUACGAAACGAGGUAUUCAGCAUAUCGAUAUGAUUUUUGACGACGGAACAUGUCCUACUUUGGAGUAUGUUCAGAAAUUUAUUGGCGCUGCGGAGUGUGUUAUAAAUAAAGGUGGUAAAAUUGCAGUUCAUUGUAAGGCUGGUUUAGGUAGAACUGGGUGUCUCAUCGGUGCGCAUUUAAUCUACACCCAUGGUUUUACUGCUAAUGAAUGUAUCAGUUAUAUGAGAUUGGUCCGUCCAGGUAUGGUUGUAGGACCCCAACAACAUUGGUUAUACUUGCACCAGAAUGAAUUUAGGGAUUGGAGACAUACUAUGUGCUUAGACAAUAGACCAGACGAAGUGAUCGGAGGAUUAUACUCAUUAACUUCAUAUGAAGACUUCAAAGCCAGAAUGAAGUUAGAAGCUAAACAAAGAAGGUUACAGCAACAGCAACAAAUAAACUCUUCGGUAAGCCAUAUGGAUUCUUCGUUCCACACACCAAUUAGAAGAAGAAAGAUAAGUGGCGCCUUAGCAGCCAAAAUUCAGACAGCUGUACCAAUGGAAUCACCUGGCCAACCAAGAAAGUAUAAGGAAGAAGAUAACUCGGGGGUUGUCGAAAUCAUUAACAAUUCAGAUGAAGAAAAUGAUAUUAAUAAUGGAACUGAGUCGAUGCAAGAUAUCCAAAGCCCAGUUAGAAAGCCCGCAUACGAGGCAGAAGGAGAAAUACAGGAUGUCGAGGGUACAAUAGCAAACAAUAAAAGAGAUCAAGGAGCGAGCGAUUGGAAGGUUUUACGUUCUAUCUCUGUAAAUGCAGGCAACCUGCCGGUACUGCUAAAAAAGAGAACAACAACUACCACUACACGGACUGUAAGUACUACGUUAUCUUCUUCACCGCACUCUUCACCAACUCAAAAUAUUAAAAUACCAAAGUCCAGGUCCAACUCAAGAGUUAACUCAGGUAUGAUCCCAUCUAAGAACGCAAAUAACAGGGUCCAUUCAGCUGGGAUUAGAAAAGUAAGCGGUACCAAUGGAAGAAAGUGUUAG
Messenger RNA from Debaryomyces hansenii CBS767, 1725 nucleotides. RefSeq names its product phosphoprotein phosphatase (gene CDC14). Gene Ontology annotation, molecular function: protein tyrosine/serine/threonine phosphatase activity; protein serine/threonine phosphatase activity. The transcript is spliced from 2 exons. The record is from RefSeq and is a predicted model, not a curated record. Gene Ontology annotation, cellular component: nucleolus; mitotic spindle pole body; mitotic spindle. Gene Ontology annotation, biological process: microtubule cytoskeleton organization; positive regulation of cytokinesis; regulation of exit from mitosis. Bases 1 to 1725 code for a protein of 574 amino acids. Lineage: Eukaryota; Fungi; Ascomycota; Pichiomycetes; Serinales; Debaryomycetaceae.